Nycticebus coucang (slow loris) is the source of this 2181-nucleotide messenger RNA. RefSeq names its product BAR/IMD domain containing adaptor protein 2 like 2 (gene BAIAP2L2). The record is from RefSeq and is a predicted model, not a curated record. The transcript has 14 exons. Gene Ontology annotation, cellular component: cytosol; nucleoplasm. Gene Ontology annotation, molecular function: protein binding. Bases 195 to 1769 code for a protein of 524 amino acids. Lineage: Eukaryota; Metazoa; Chordata; Mammalia; Primates; Lorisidae. Gene Ontology annotation, biological process: actin filament bundle assembly; positive regulation of actin filament polymerization; actin crosslink formation.
AUUCUGACAUCCCCAGCUGGUGAAUAAUUAAGCUACCACCUCUGCUGAGGCAGGCCUCCAUCUCCAGGUCCCACCUGCAGCCUCCUUGGUGCCCAACAAACAGUGGACACCUUUGGGGACCAACUUGGAGUGCUCCCAGCCCAGCCUUUGCUCUCACCUCCCAGCCUCCUGCUUAGACCGGCUAUAGCCGCUCCAUGGCUCCCGAGAUGGACCAGUUCUACAGAUCCACCAUGGCGAUCUAUAAGAGUAUCAUGGAGCAGUUUAACCCCGCCCUGGAGAACCUGGUGUACCUGGGCAACAACUACCUCCGAGCCUUCCAUGCUUUGUCUGAGGCAGCUGAGAUAUACUUCAGCGCCAUCCAGAAGAUCGGGGAGCAGGCCCUGCAGAGUUCUACCUCACAGAUUCUAGGUGAGAUCUUGGUGCAGAUGUCAGACACCCAGCGGCACUUGAACUCUAACCUGGAGCUGGUGGUGCAGACGUUCCACGGCGACCUGCUGCAGCACAUGGAGAAGAACACCAAGCUGGAUAUGCAGUUCAUCAAGGACAGCCGCCAGCACUACGAGAUCGAGUACCGCCACCGAGCGGCCAACCUGGAGAAGUGCAUGUCUGAGCUGUGGCGCAUGGAGCGCAAGAGGGACAAGAACGCCCGGGAGAUGAAGGAGAGCGUGAACCGGCUGCACACGCAGAUGCAGGCCUUUGUGUCUGAGAGUCAGCGGGCAGCGGAACUGGAAGAGAAACGGCGCUAUCGCUUCCUGGCCGAGAAGCACCUGCUGCUUUCCAACACCUUCCUGCAGUUCUUCGGCAGGGCCCGGGGGAUACUCCAGAACCGCGUGCUGCUGUGGAAGGAGCAGUCGGAUGCCAGCCGCAGCCCGUCGUCGCGCGCACACUCCCCGGGCCUGCUGGGCUCCGUGCUGGGGCCGCCCUACCCCUCGGGCCGCCUGACGCCCACCCGUCUGGACAUGCCCCAGCGGCCUCUGGGCGAGUUCAGCUCCCCCCGCAACCGGCACGGCUCCGGCUCCUAUGGCCCCGAGCCCGCCGACACAAGGGCUGCGUCGCAGCUGGAGCCAGACCGCCGGUCCUUGCCCCGGACGCCGUCGGCCACCUCGCUCUACACCAGCGGCACCGAGCGCUCGCGCUCCAACUCCUUCGGUGAGCGCCCCGGAGCCGGCGGGGGCGGCGGAAGCACCAGGAGAGUCCGCGCCCUGGUCUCCCACUCUGAGGGCGCCAACCACACGCUGCUGCGCUUCUCAGCCGGAGACGUGGUGGAGGUGCUAGUGCCUGAGGCCCAGAACGGCUGGCUCUACGGAAAGCUAGAGGGCUCCUCCACGGGCGGCUGGUUCCCUGAGGCCUAUGUAAAGCCUUUGGAAGAAGUGCCUAGGAGUCCCAUGGCCCCCUUGAGCCCUAUGACCUCUGUGAACCCCAUGAACGAGCUACCUUCCAGGUCCUACCCACUCCGAGGUAGCCACAGCCUUGAUGACCUCCUGGACCGGCCAACCAACUCUACCACGUCCUCAGAGUAUUGGGAUGGCCAGUCUCGCUCCCGUACCCCCAGCCGCGUGCCGAGUCGCGCCCCCAGCCCCGCACCUACACCCUUGCCUGGUAGCCGCCGAAGCAGCAUGGGGAGCAUGGGUGUGUCCAGUGACGUCAAGAAACUUAUGUCCUGGGAGCAGCAUCCACCAGAGCUCUUCCCGAGGGGCACCAAUCCCUUUGCCACCGUAAAGCUUCGUCCUACUGUCACCAAUGACCGCUCUGCGCCCCUUAUCCGCUGAGGUGCCUUCCUCCAUCAGGGGUCUGAGGUCUACCCGACACAGCUGCCCAGGGGCUGGGCAGAUUUGGUGGCAGCAGUGGCAGCAGCGACAAACAGCAGCAACUGAUCCAAGAAGUGGGACCCUGAGAUCAGGGGUGACUGCCCUUCCCCAAACCACUCCCCAGCCCAAGUAGCUCCAAGGUGCUGGCCUGGAGUCUGGGGCCUUCAAAGUAAAGCAGGUGGAACUAGGGGACAGAACAAUUUCUUCCCCUCCAAGGGCUCCAGGACUCUCCCUGGAGGGCCUAUCUCUUGUCCCCAACCUCUUUCCCGCUUCUCUUUCCCAGAGGAGAGGAACUCCUUGUCCCACCCUCCCACCCCAAACAUGCCCUGUUUAACUUUUAUAAAUGGUGAGAAAUAAAGGAAAUGGACAUGGC